Protopolystoma xenopodis is the source of this 135-nucleotide messenger RNA. The record is from the annotation of a GenBank genome assembly. NCBI's taxonomy places the organism in Eukaryota, Metazoa, Platyhelminthes, Monogenea, Polystomatidea, Polystomatidae.
AUGGCAAUGCUCACUGACAAUGCCGACUACGAUGCCUCAAAAAAUCUGGGAAUGUACCACGUCCACGGUCCAACUCUGGAAAUUAUCAUGUAUACUAGGUGCGCUCCUCUAGGUCCUUCUACCAAUCUGGCCUAG